Molecule: messenger RNA, 4672 nt
Organism: Paramuricea clavata
Lineage: Eukaryota; Metazoa; Cnidaria; Anthozoa; Malacalcyonacea; Plexauridae
Source: the annotation of a GenBank genome assembly
UGAAAACCUAUCUCACCUUUAGAGCACAAAAACGUCAUAAAAAACUUCUGGAGUGGUCGAGAAUUUCUGAUGUAAUAAACGCUUGCGUUUCCACACGUGUUGUCCGAGGCGAAAUUUCGCUAAAACUGAAACGGAAUAAAAGGAAAUAGACGUUAAAACAAUGCUAAUAAUCUUUCUUUAAUUGUCUUGAAGUAAUGUUGUAUUUUUUUUAUUCAUUUAAAGCAAGAAAUAUGUUUUAAAAUUGUCUUUGUUUGUACUACCUUCUUUCGCAAACCUGACUCGGCAAAGACAAUGACGAAUUUAUUCGUCAUGCCUUAAAAUCAGGCUCGUUGUUUUGGGCAGAUGCGGGUCAAAGUUGCGGUAAAAAGGGUUGUCUGUAAGUAAAAGCGGUAAUAGUUGAUAAAAUUUUAAAAUCCUAAUUUUUCCUCCGGGAUCCGAAGUUUUUUAAAAUUGACAAUGAGCUCUAUAAGUAACUGGACUAACAUAGCCUGUCUUUGGGCAUCACCCAGGGGCGUUGGAGGAAUGGUUAUUGUCACUUAAGGUUUAUUGUAUGUACCUUUCAUCUUGUCGCAAAAGUUGGAAGGUAUGAUGGGAAGAGGCUCGAAUUAUUUCACCAUAAUAAUGAUUUCACCCCCAGUUCCAUGUACGAAGUAAUAAUAUCAAGUAUCAACUGUUCAAGUUCCUCUCUACCACUGGCCAAGAUAGUAAAGUUCACUCAUCACGGACUCCAAAACCCAAAACAGGAAAUUCGUGGCAAAGUUGUGGCAAAGUGCACGACUGGAAGCUUGAAAAGAGUGCGAACUUACAUAACUUCAGUUGCAAGGUCAGUUCUGUUUCGUUUGUCAUUGCUGCAGGAUUACGCUUUUAACAAAGACAAAAUGGUACGUACUACAUUGAUUUUUUAUAAUAUUUUUACAAUUCAGGGUUAAUACAUUUGUACAGUACAUGUUCGAAUGUGCCUUUUCUGAUACUUUGCCCUUCAGCCCUUUGAAAUUUAUGAUCUUUUGGCCACCUUUGUGCCUUCUGAUUGCAAUUUAAAAUUGUGGCAUUGAUUAAUGCCAAAUAUCUAUUGUCUCUUAGCAAUGUUUUCUCGAUCUGACUUAUUUCAUUUAUAUGAAUGAUGAAUCGUACAUAAACCUUUUGCAAUUUGGUAGAAAUAAAAUUGUUUGAGGCAUGGGCUUUAUAGUUCUAAAUAAAAUUAUCCGUUUAAUAUAUAAACUAUUAAUAAACUCCAAGUCCUGAGAAUUGAAGUAAUUGAACUGAGGUCCACUUUGAGUGAAGGGUACACUUUGUACCCUUUGGUUUUUUGCAAACUCCAAUCUCAGUGCCACAAUCCAGCUAUCGCUAUCCUGAUCAAACCUUGAUGAGAACACCCCCCACCCCUCCCCCCCGUCUUCAUUCUUUUCAAAGAAAAUUGUUGGGCAACAAAAAUGUGUGCCAAAAAGUUUGUUCCAAACAUCUACAAACCACUUCUGGUAAGCAAAUGAAACAGAAAAGAAAGCGUGCAUUCUCAUGAAAACAAUAACUAUUUACAAAAGGGAACAAGUAAAGGUGAUGCUGCCUUAUUUUUGUGUUACAGCUAAAUCAUUGAAGUGUUUGCUUAACAUUUUGCACAUGCUCUCAAGUAAUGAUAUUUGCAUGCCUGAAUCAUGAAAAAUAGGGUGUGGCCUGAACUAUGUGCAUAGAACAUUUUCCAUGCAUGUGGGAUAAAAUUAAAUCUGGUAAGAGCAUAUUGAUCACUUAAAGGGAGCUAUGUAUAGCAUCAGGGCACUAAUCUGUAAUCUUGCUUAACGAUUUCAUAGUCAUGAACUCUCUCAUGUUGUCCGUUUUUGUAAUUGCCUUUCCAUUAAUCCAAACAAUGAAUUUGAUAAGGAAUUUGGCAACCCCCCCCCUGCAUAAUGAUAGCUCAAAUUGCUCACUUUAUGCCACAAUUGCAUUUAAUCUUUCUUCUGCAGCCAAAAGAUCCAAUCAAGGUGUGCAUCACUGGUGCUGCUGGACAGAUAGCGUAUUCUCUUUUGUACUCUGUUGCCAAGGGUGAUGUUUUUGGAAAUGAUCAGGUAGUCUUAGGAACUAAAGCAAUAUGCUUGAUUAUGAAAUCUUAAAAAAUUGACAAAAAUAGAAAUCUCAUUUGGGGUGCUGGUCACCCGGAAAAGUCUGCACUGUCGCAUAGUCCACAUGCUUGAUAUAUGGUAUAAAAGGUCAUGUAAGCAACAGAGUUAUGGUCAUAUUAGCAACUGUCUGUGCCAAUGUAGGUAGUGCCAAUAUUAAUACAAAAGCUUCGGAUUGAUUGAUGCAACUACCUGAAAAAUACAAGGAUUGAAAUUUCGAGCAAAGGCCGGCCUUCAUCAGCCCACUGACAAAACUGAGGAAAAAAUUAAUAAUAUGUAGAAUGAAACAAUUGUUUUCUAUAUUAGACCACUUGCAGUUGACUCUAAAAGGUGAUCAUGCAUGACAUCUGAACGACAUCUUGAAACAAGUCACUAUUGAGGAAAUAAUGAAAUCAUACAUCUAAUAUAUACAUUUUUGUCAUGGGAUUAAUUAUAUUAAUAAUUAUCACUGAGAAUAUCUGUUCACGCAAAAAAUUGCUUUGUUGGUAAACACAAGAUGUGUCAUUUUUACUUUCAAAACAAACAAGGGUUGCAUGGCAAAUGAAAAUAUGCAUCUUAAUUUAAUGAGUCAAGACGUGUGAGGUGUGCACAGGAUUUACCUCAGACUACCAGCUCAAUACAGUGGAUUAAAUUUUGGUUUGAAGGCCAUACUUUUUGGCAUAUUUUAAGUACUAUAUUUAUAUAAAUACAAUGGUUUAUAAAACUGUAAAACAAGUGACUGAUUGAUUAACCAGUUGACCAACCAGCCGACUGAUGGUCCAGCAAACCGACUGGUCAACCCGACUGCUUAAACAUGAAAUAAUUGGUGAAAAAGAUACAAAUUUACUAACAGAAACUACAACCGAUGUUUUAGCCAUUGAUUUUGACACUUCUGGAUAUUCAACCAAUGCUUGGCGCUUUGGGAGGAGUUUGUAUGGAACUACAAGAUUGUGCUUUUCCUCUUUUGAAAGGUUUGUACUUUCAGACUAAAUAUCAGAAACAGGCUUUCCCACUAGUCCAGAUACUGUUGUUCAUGGGACUAGCCUGCAAUCUGAAUUUUGUUAUUUAGAAGCCAUUCCUACAGCCGAUGGAAAGGAGGCAUUCACCAACAUUGAUGUCGCGAUUUUGGUCGGAGCAUUUCCACGAAAACAGGGCAUGGAAAGAAAGGAUUUGUUGCAAGCAAAUGCCAAGAUUUUUGAAUCUCAAGGAAAAUCUCUUGAUCAGUAUGCUAAAAAGUCUGUCAAGGUUACUAAAAUUCGAUCCAUACAUUAGGGUACCUGUUUUGAAUUCAGUGGCAGACACUUUGCAAAAUAUUGGGGUGGGGUGGGGGUGUGAAUUUAGGUUGCGGCCUUAAAACUUUCAUGCAAUAUAUAGCUUAAUCUAUAGCUUUCUCAUGCUCAAAAAAUAAUUGUCACAGCUUUGUGUCACUGUCACUGUUAUUCAGCUAAUUCAAUAAAAUGUUUUGAGAAAUUGUUGGAGGGGGGAGGGGUACAUUGCCCCCCCCCCUCAUGUCUGCCACUGUUUGAAUUUAAGGCAUGUGUUGAGUUAGGGGAACAUGCUUUUUUUCGCCGAACUAUAGUGUGGCAUUUUACAGCCAAAGGAAAUAUGUAAAUAUAAUAUUUAGCUAAUAAACAUCGUUAUUUUCUAUUCCUAGAUAUUGGUUGUAGGUAACCCAGCUAAUACGAACUGUUGUAUUUUAAAACACUUUGCACCGAGCAUUCCAGCGAAUAACUUUUCAUGCCUUACACGGCUUGAUCAAAACCGUGCUUGUGCUCAGGUAAGGGUGUUGCAUUUUUACCAUGUCCCCACCUAUGGGUGGUUUCCAUGUUUUUUUUUAAUAUUAAUUAUAAAGUUUAUAUAGCACAGUACAGUAAAUUUCCUUGUUAAAGUACAGUAUAUUAAUUGAAAAUAUGGCUGUAUAACAACCUCUGCAUGUUUACAUAUAUUUAACUAUGAUAUUUAUUAAUUAACUAAAGCAUUCUGCGUAUUUUCUCGUGAGCUCACAAAUUGAAUCGUUCCGCCAAUCGCUAUUCGAAAAGCAGAAAAUAUAUGGUCAAGCGGAUUUUUUAGGGUGGUGCUAGACGUCUCUGGGGGGUGGGGGUUUGCUAGAUACCACUAGGUGGGGUGCGCACCCCCCUGUACCCCCACGAUAGAUCCGCCCCUGAAUGGGGGUCGGUCAACUCUUUUCCAUUAUAGAUAGAAAGCGUGUCACUUACAUAUUGUUGUCUAAUCCAUUAUUAUUUAGAUUGCAAUGCGUCUUAAAACUAGUGCUCAAAAUGUCCGCAAUGUGACAAUAUGGGGAAAUCAUUCGUCAACUCAAUACCCUGACGUACGUCAUGCCUCCGUGACUCUAGACGGCGUGAAUUAUAAACCUGUGCGGGAAUUGAUUAAUGAUGAUAACUGGCUGCAUGGAGAAUUUAUCACGGUGCGUAAUUUUGUUCUAUAAAACUCAAUCUCAACUUUAUAUUAAAAAUACUGGAUACCUGAUGAAGUAUAGUGAUACAGUUCUAGGACUGGUCAAAAUUAAUUCACCUCAAUUCGGACUGGAUUUGAAGUCCUCGCAUUUUGAUCCAAUUGCGCGGAUC